AUGGAGAAGCCGUUCGCUGGACAAUGGCUGUACGAUGAUGAAGAUCUCGCCCCAAACAACAUCCUAUGGGAAUCAUUUCUCUGCCCUUGCAUUGUUUACGGUCGGUCCACAAAGAGCUACAAUGAUGCUCUCGAAAGGGCGUUUGAAUAUGAUUCACCCCCGGAUGGCCAUUCGACGCCUCUGCAUAACCCGGCCCUUUCUCUCCCCUGCUUGGGAUUCGCUGCCUGCUUGCCUUUCUAUGGUAUCAUGAUCUCCGAUCUGCGUACAAAAGUUCGCGAUCUCUACAACAUCGAAGGAACUCGCAAUGAAGACAGUCUAUGGGGCUGCUGCUAUCCAUAUGAUUCCCUCAUUCAAAUCGAACACGAACUCAUCAAUCAUGGUCAUCAUCGGAGACGCAGUUCCUGUGGGUAUGAGACCGAACCCUCAAUGACCACAUCCUUGAGCACUUCCAGAUCGCACAGCAAGGUGACCACUUGUGAUACGGAACCCGAUCAAAACCUCCCCUGUAUCCCCGAAGGUUCAUCCGAGUGCUCGUCUCCAACCUCAUCUGCAAGCAGCCGAGGCAAGCCCCGGGAGAGAUCAAUCGCUCAAGAUCCAGUUGCACCCACCGAUGCAACACUCGACCACAGUCACGACCUCUCCAAAGAUCCAAGAGGAUCAUAUCGAACCAAUGCACCUCACCGGUUGAAGGAUGACACUUCUGCUCCUGUGUAUCCUCCCUCAAUUCAUCAACUUCGAACCGAUACAAAGGCGCCUGCCAGUCCACCUGCAGUUCAUCGACACGAUUUGUUUCAGGACGCUAGCGAGGCGAAUGAGACCCAACCCAAUCACGACAUUGGAUUCGAUCGAGUUGAAACAUACCGAGCCAGUCCUGAUCAUCGGCUUCGGCAAGACGAAAAGACGCCGGGAGCAUUUCCUUCAGCUCAUCAUUUGCACCAUGAUACGGUGGUCCGGACCAAAGCACCACAACAACACAAGCUAGAAGAUGAUGAGCAAGGUCCGAGUAGGUCGGAAACUCGUGGACCACACCAUCUUCAUGAGGACAAGUGA
This is a messenger RNA of Fusarium fujikuroi IMI 58289, 1050 nucleotides long. RefSeq lists its product as uncharacterized. The record is from RefSeq and is a predicted model, not a curated record. The coding region runs from base 1 to 1050 and encodes 349 amino acids. The transcript is spliced from 3 exons. Lineage: Eukaryota; Fungi; Ascomycota; Sordariomycetes; Hypocreales; Nectriaceae.